AUGCGCUCUUAUUAGCGUCACUGUUGUAAACAAAAGAAUUCAUAUACUUUUGUCAGCUUUAAUUUCACGAUUUUCAUCGUAGCAUUGCUUUUAUAUCUAAAACAAAUUUAAUCAUAUUGCAAAGAUUUGUGUUUUCUGACAUUUUACUUGAUAAAAGUGUGACAGUAUUUCCGGAUUUCGUCGAUUUUGGGAUCACAAAUAAUUUUCUUUGUUCGGCUGAAUAGUGACCACGUGGGUGGGGAAAUUGAUUGAUUGCUGCAGCUGAGAUUAUUUCAUACGUUGACGCUCAUAAGCAGUUAAGUAUUUUCGUUUUUGCUUGUCGUUGCAUCUACAGUAAUGCUGUUGCGUUUUCAAACUUUUUCUCGGCUGGACUCCGAGCUUUGUGAUCACCAAAACAUCAUUAACAAGGAUCCUAUACUAUAUAGUGGUUUUUAUUGUUAAAUUAUAUACAUGUUAAAUACAUGGGUGCAAGUUUCAGGCAUAUGACUGAAGCUCAGGUUUUUUGUGACAUAUUUCAUCAUGUUCUACCUUUAGAUUAUGUAGGAAAAUGAUAACGAAUUGAAGUUUUCAGGUUAUUUCAAAUUUUUGAUUGCACCUAUGCAUGUAUACUGUACGGAAUCCAUAUAAUAAUAUGAUUAUGGUCGAGUUGUAACAUUUCAUGUAUAUAUUGGAGACUGUUGACUGCCUGAGGCUUCAUUUAGGAUGAUUUCCAACCCAAUAUUCCUCUAGUUUGUUAUAAUAAAUAUUGUGAAACUUACAUAUAUAACCUCUUGGUUAGUUCUAAUCAAAGUUGUGGUGAGCAGAUUAUUUAAAAAAAAAAAAAAAAAAAAAAAAAAAAAAAAAAGAUGCUUUUAUUUAUAAUUUCCAGACUUGAACCUGAGUUUCCGGACUAGUAUCCGAGAUUUAUUUUUAAAUAUCCAGGCUUGCACCUGAGUUUCCGGACUAGUAUCCGAGAUUUAUUUUUAAAUAUCCAGGCUUGCACCUGAGUUUCCGGACUGGUAUCCGAGUCUUAUUUUAAAUUUCCAGGCUUGCACCUGAGUUUCCGGACUGGUAUCCGAGAUUUAUUUUUAAAUAUCCAGGCUUGCACCUGAGUUUCCGGACUGGUAUCCGAGAUUUAUUUUUAAUAUCCAGGCUUGCACCGGAGUUUCCGGACUAGUAUCCGAGAUUUAUUUUUUAAAUAUCCAGGCUUGCACCUGAGUUUCCGGACUGGUAUCCGAGAUUUAUUUUAAUUUUCCAGGCUUUGGCCUGAAUAUUUUGGACUUGUAUAGAUUUAUGUUUUAUUUUUUAAAUUUCAUGGCAGGCACCCGAAUUUUCGGACUAGUAUCCGAGUUAUAAUUUUUAAAUUGACUGUUUAUACUUAUUAACCAGUCUAGUACGGGAGUGCCUAGUCAAGUGCACAAACAUAUUUUACAGUCCAAAACACCUGCUAUAGAACUAUUUGUAAAUUUAUUAAUUCCAGGCUAUGUCCUGAGGUUCCGGACAAGUAUCCCAGGUUUUAUUUCCUAUUUAUUUUGCUAUAUUUCCAGAUAUGCCAGGAAAGAGGAAAGCUGCUUCGUCAACAAAGGCGAAAUGUACCGCUUCGUGUUGCGUGGAAGCACCGGUGGCUGGAGGGAGCAGCCCAAACGAUGUACACCACAUUAACAGAACAAAGCGCCAGGGUAUAAUUAAUAACAAUCCUUCUGUUCCUGAAGUUCAACCAGAAAUAACGGCAUCCCCAUCAGAUGAUUCUGAUGAUUCCAACCUGAACGAUGUCACAGUAAAUAAUGUUAACUUGACAGAAAAGGAAGACCGGGGGCGUAGGAGAACAAAAUCACAGACGAAGACAAACUCUUCUCGUAAAAAGAGGUCCCUUUCUCCAACCAGGCACAGGCACAGUGUGAACACUGACACAUCCAGCGGGGAAGAUGAAAUAACAGACUCUUCUUCAUCAGACAGCGAUGAUAGUCUCUUGGAUGGAGUUUUAGCUAAACAGGCUAAAAAACUUAAAGAUACAAGAGUUUCUCAAGACUGCUCCCUAUGCAGACAGGGUAGCAACUCAAGUACCAAGUGCUCUUCUCGAACACCUUUAAGACGUAUUGUCAGUUCUCUACUUGAGGGUUCUCUGGCUCAAAGCACGAGACGCUCUUAUAGCAAUGCAUAUAAACAUUUCAGUUCUUUUCAUAAUAAUCAUUAUGGAAGACAUCCACACGGCAGGAUUUCUACAAGUAAACUAACUACAUAUGUAGCAUUUUGUCACUCGACAGGUAUGAAAUAUUCAAGCAUAUGCUCCAGAGUGUCUGCCCUCAAUUAUAUAAAUAGAUUGCUUGGUGCAAAGUCUUCAAAACACAGUUUCUUAGUACAAAGAGUGCUUUUGGGUUGUAAAAAAUUUUCUUCGAAUCCUGACAAAAGACAACCCAUUACUAAAUAUCUGUUGAAAAAGCUAGUUUCCAUACUACCCAGUUUAUUCACGUCUUUAUAUAAUGUUACACUAAUUCGGGCUAUGUUCACAAUGGCUUUUUUCGCAUUUCUAAGGGUAGGUGAAUUCACAAAGUCUAGUACUGCCAACCAUACUAUCUCCAACAGCGAUAUAUCUGUUAAUACAAAGAAUUGCAAACCUGUCAGUAUUUCUGUCUCGUUGAGUCAUUUUAAACAUUCAGUUGCCCCAUUCACCAUGAUUUUACAGCGUUUCAAAAACAAGCGAAUAUGUCCAGUUCUUGCAAUUGACACAUUUUCCAGAAUGCGUCCAAAAGUUUUGGGUCCAUUUUUCCUUAAUGAAUCGGGAACCCCAGUUACUACGAAACAAUUCAAUAAGAUUUUGAAAAAAUGUAUUUGUAAGAUUGGGUGCGACCCAAAAUUUUUAUACAUCACAUAGUUUUCGAAUUGGAGCUGCUACGUUCGCCCACAGCAAAAAGUACUCAGAUUCUCAAAUACGCAAAUUAGGCAGGUGGCGGUCUAACGCUUUUCAGUCAUAUUUGCGCCCUUCUUCCCUGAUGUUUUGAUUAACGAC
Molecule: messenger RNA, 2986 nt
Organism: Ruditapes philippinarum (Manila clam)
Lineage: Eukaryota; Metazoa; Mollusca; Bivalvia; Venerida; Veneridae
Exons: 2
Coding region: 1529-2851 (440 amino acids)
Biological process (GO): DNA integration; DNA recombination
Molecular function (GO): DNA binding
Source: RefSeq, a predicted model, not a curated record